UUUGACUCGACUCUUAAUAUCUGAUGCAUCUGUUCAACACAUUGUCAGAGUGAGCAACUGUUGACACAGCCGUGUUUGGGACCACGUUAAAGACGUCUAAGCCGCUUUUUUGGGUUUUUUUUCCAUCACUUUAGUUUUUAUUGAAAGUUUUUAGGUCAAUACAAACAUGGCAUCCGUAUUCAGGAGUAAACAUUGAAUUAUCUACAUUUACUUGCACACAAGCCCAACAGGGCAACUCAAAACAAACAAAAAAAAAACACACAAAAAACGGACUACAAGAGCUUCCUGUGGGUCUAACUUUCCAGUCUUAAGUGUUGUCAUGAAUUAUGUUGUCGCCUGUUUGCUCCUUAAACCAUGUCCAUUUCUCCCACUGGUCUUCCAUCCGAGAGUGCACCAUGCUGUGAUUCCCCAGUUAACCCACAAUUUGAAAACUGUAUCAUGCCUCGCUGGAGUAAAGUCUCUAUCAUAUGUGGUGUCCAGACAGAACCAACAGCAGCCAACAGGUUGUAGUGUGUUGUCUCUCCUCAUUCUGCUGGUGAGGUCUACACUCUGCUAUGGCUUUGACUGAGGAGGAAGAGGAGGGAGGUCCUCCCUCUGAAGCCACUCUGCCUGGGAAACAUGACAGCCAGACCAAACCUAAGAGCCCAGUCCAUCAGGAGAGACCAAACUCACCUGUGCCCGGCUGUGAACCCAUGAAGACAGACCAGUGUAUGGAAAUAGCUCUUACAUCCAAAGAUACUGAACAGAGCAGGACCCAUCAGGAGAGACCAGGCUCUAGUCUGCAGCCCUCCCCGGCUCUGAAGAGGGGGCAGAGCAGCAACCGGGACGACUCGGAAGAGGGGGGGCCAAGUACAAUUUGGAGAAAAGUGGGGAAGGGUGAAAAAAGAGAACAGGAGAGAGCAGACUCCCCUGUACCCAGCUGUGUGUCCAUGAAGAGUGACUGGUCUAUGGAUCUACCUCAUACAUUCAGAGAUGGACGCCCCUCUACUGAACAGAGCAAGAUCCAUCAGUGGAGACCAGACUCUAGUCGGCAGCCCUCCCCGGCUGGGAAGAGGGGGCGGAAGAGCAAUUGGGGCGAUUUGGAAGAGGGGGGGCCAAGUCCAAUUCGGAGAAAAAGGGGGGAAAAUGGAAAAAAAGAAAAGGAGAGACCAGACCCCCCUGUACCCAGCUGUGUGUCCAUGAAGAGUGACCAGUCUAUGUUUCAACCUAUUAAUUUCAAGGAUGGACCCCACUCUACUGAACAGAGAGACCACCAGGAGAGGUCAGAGGUUCUCAGUGGUCAGUCUGUCCAGGAGCAUCAAACAGACCUGGACUCCAUAUUUAUGCUGCUUGAGGAGAACCUUGUCACUUUUGUGAAGAAGGAGCUGAAGAGGUUCCAGAAGGUUCUGAGUUCAGAUUCCCCAGAGUGCUUAGAGAGACAGAGGGAAGAGGAAGAGGAGCAGAGGAGGAGCACCAGGGAGGCACUUCUGAAGAUCACACUGCACUUCCUGAGGAGUAUGAAGCAGGAGGAGCUGGCUGCCUCUCUGGAGAGCAAAAUCCUUGUUCCCAUGUGCCGGAGUAACCUCAAAGCAGCUCUGAAGGAGAAGUUUCAGUGUUUGUUUGAGGGCGUCGCUAAACCAGGAGAGUCAACACUUCUGAAUCAGAUCUACACAGAGCUCUACAUCACAAAGGGAGGCAGUGGAGAGGCCAAUAAUGAACAUGAGGUCAGGCAGAUUGAAACAGCAUCCAGGAAACCAGCGAGACCAGAAACAACGAUCAAAUGUGAAGACAUCUUUAAACCCUUACCUGGACAAGAUAAACCAAUCAGAACAUUGAUGACAAAGGGAGUGGCUGGCAUCGGGAAAACAGUCUUAACACAGAAGUUCACUCUGGACUGGGCUGAAGACAAAACCAACCACAAUAUACACUUCACAUUUCCGUUCACGUUCAGAGAGCUGAAUGUGCUGAAAGAUAAAAAGUUCAGCUUGGUGGGACUUCUUCAUCACUUCUUUAUUGAAACCAAGAGAGCAGGAAUCUGCAGCUUUGACGAGUUCCAAGUUGUGUUCAUCUUUGACGGUCUGGAUGAGUGUCGACUUCCUCUGGACUUCCAGAACAAUGAGAUCUGGACUGAUGUCACAAAGUCCACCUCAGUGGAUGUGCUGCUGACAAACCUCAUCAAGGGGAAACUGCUUCCAUCUGCUCGCCUCUGGAUAACCACACGGCCUGCAGCAGCCAAUCAGAUCCCUUCUGAGUGGGUUGACAUGGUGACAGAGGUGAGAGGGUUCACUGAUCCACAGAAGGAGGAGUACUUCAGGAAGAGAUUCAGAGAUGAGGAGCAAGCCAGAAGAAUCAUCUCACACGUCAAGACAUCACGAAGCCUCCACAUCAUGUGUCACAUCCCAGUCUUCUGUUGGAUCACUGCUACAGUUCUGGAUCACGUGUUGAGAACAGAUGAGAGAGGAGAGAUGCCCAAGACCCUGACUGAGAUGUACAUCCACUUCCUGGUGGUUCAGUCCAUCCAGGGGAAUGUGAAGUAUCAUGGGAGAUCGGAGACAGAGCCACACUGGAAUACAGACAGCAGGAAGAUGAUUGAAUGUCUGGGGAAACUGGCCUUUGAACAGCUGGAGAAAGGCAACCUGAUCUUCUAUGAAGCAGACCUGACAGAGUGUGGCAUUGAUAUCAAAGCAGCCUCAGUGUACUCAGGAGUGUUCACACAGAUCUUUAUAGAGGAGUGUGGGCUCUACCAGGACAAGGUCUUCUGCUUUGUCCAUCUGAGCAUUCAGGAGUUUCUGGCUGCUCUUUAUGUCUUUCUCUCAUUCAUCAAAACUGGAGUCAAUCUGCUGUCAGCAACACAGUCAACCUCCUGUAGGUCUAAACCACUUGGAGAUAAACGUAAAAAACCAGACCUUUACCAGACAGCAGUGGACAAGGCCUUAGAGAGUCCAAACGGACAUCUGGACUUGUUCCUGCGCUUCCUCCUGGGCCUCUCACUGGAAUCCAAUCAGAAUCUCCUACGAGGCCUGCUGGGAAAGACAGGAAGUAUGUCAAAGGCCAAUCAGAAAACAGUCCUGUACAUCCAGGAGAAGAUCAGUGAUGAUCUCUCUCCAGAGAGAAGCAUCAAUCUGUUCCACUGUCUGAAUGAACUGAAUGACCAUUCUCUAGUGGAGGAGAUCCAACGGUACCUGACAUCAGGAAGACUCCCCAAACGCCGACUCUCUCCUGCACAGUGGUCAGCUCUGGUCUUCAUCUUAUUGUCUUCAGAAAAGGAGCUGGAGGUGUUUGACCUGAAGAAAUACUCUGCUUCAGAGGAGGGUCUUCUGAGGCUGCUGCCAGUGGUCAAAGCCUCCAGUACAGCUCUGUUGAGUUCCUGUAAUCUGUCAGAGAGGAGCUGUGAAGUUGUGUCCUCAGUCCUCAGCUCCUCCUCCUCUAGUGUGAGAGAGCUGGACCUGAGUAACAAUGAUCUGCAGGAUUCAGGAGUCAAGCUGCUCUCUGCUGGACUGGGGAGUCCACAAUGUAGACUGGAAACUCUCAGGUUGUCGGGCUGUCUGGUCUCAGAGGAAGGUGUUUCUUCUCUGCUCUCAGCUCUGAGCUCCAACCCGUCCCAUCUGAGAGAGCUGGACCUGAGCUACAACCAGCCAGGAGACUCAGGAGGGAAGCUGCUCUCUGCUGGACUGGAGGAUCCACACUGGAGACUGGACUCUCUCAGGCUGGACCAUGCUGGAGUGUGCAGGUUGGAGCCGGGUCUGAGGAAGUAUGCCUGUGAACUCACACUGGACCCAAACACAGCACACAGACGCCUCCUUCUGUCUGAGGACAACAGAAAGGUGACAUGGGUGAUGGCGGAGCAGUCGUAUCUUGAUCAUCCAGACAGAUUUGACUCCUGGACACAGGUUCUAUGUAGAGGGAGUCUGACUGACCGCUGUUACAUGGAGGUACAGUGGGAAGGACUUGUUCAUAUAGGAGUGACUUACAGAGGAAUCACAAGGAGAGGAGGAGGUGAUGACUGUCUUCUUGGAUAUAAUGAAAAGUCCUGGGCUCUGUACUGUGAUAGUGGUAGAUACGCUGCCUAUCAUAAUUAUAGAGUAACAGAGAUAAGUAUCUCCCCCUCCUCUGACAGAGUAGGAGUGUAUCUGGACCGGUCUGCUGGAACUCUGUCCUUCUACAGAGUCUCCUCUGACACACUGACACACCUCCACACCUUCACCUCCACAUUCACUGAACCUCUCCAUGUUGGGUUUUGGGUGGUGUCACAUGGCUCCUCAGUGCGUGUGUGUGUGGGUUAGAUUGAGGAGGUAGAGACGCCUCCUGUGUCCUAGAGGAACACUCACACUCCUGCCCAAACACACCUGCUGACAUGAUAGAUCACU
Molecule: messenger RNA, 4346 nt
Organism: Lampris incognitus (smalleye Pacific opah)
Lineage: Eukaryota; Metazoa; Chordata; Actinopteri; Lampriformes; Lampridae
Product: NLR family CARD domain-containing protein 3-like
Exons: 14
Coding region: 555-4262 (1235 amino acids)
Molecular function (GO): protein binding
Source: RefSeq, a predicted model, not a curated record